AUGCCAAACUGGGGAGGUGGCAACAAAUGUGGUGCCUGUGGCCGCACCGUCUACCAUGCUGAGGAGGUGCAGUGCGACGGGAGGAGCUUCCACCGGUGCUGCUUCCUCUGCAUGGUCUGCCGGAAAAACUUGGACAGCACAACUGUAGCAAUCCAUGAUGCUGAAGUUUACUGCAAAUCUUGCUAUGGGAAAAAGUAUGGCCCAAAAGGUUAUGGAUAUGGCCAAGGGGCAGGCACGCUGAACAUGGACAGAGGAGAGAGACUAGGCAUCAAGCCUGAGAGCACGCCUUCUCCUCACCGGCCCACCACAAAUCCAAACCCUUCCAAGUUCGCUCAGAAGUUUGGAGGGACAGAGAAAUGCUCUAGGUGUGGAGAUUCUGUUUAUGCAGCAGAGAAAGUAAUAGGAGCUGGAAAGCCAUGGCACAAGAACUGCUUUCGAUGUGCCAAGUGUGGAAAAAGCCUAGAAUCUACAACCCUAACUGAAAAAGAGGGAGAAAUCUAUUGUAAAGGUUGUUAUGCAAAGAACUUUGGCCCCAAGGGAUUUGGGUAUGGCCAGGGUGCAGGUGCCCUUGUUCAUGCCCAGUGA
Molecule: messenger RNA, 585 nt
Organism: Cinclus cinclus
Lineage: Eukaryota; Metazoa; Chordata; Aves; Passeriformes; Cinclidae
Gene: CSRP2
Product: cysteine and glycine rich protein 2
Exons: 5
Coding region: 1-585 (194 amino acids)
Biological process (GO): sarcomere organization; muscle tissue development
Cellular component (GO): nucleus; cytoplasm; Z disc
Molecular function (GO): actinin binding; structural constituent of muscle
Source: RefSeq, a predicted model, not a curated record